AGUCCACCCUCCAAACCCUCCUCCUUCCUUCCCCGGUGUAAACUCGCAGUCCAUCCAUCCACUCUCUCUCUCUCUCUCUCUCUCUAAUGGCGGCCCAAGCGCGAAAAGGAGGCAUCUCCCUCCCGGAAAGGCGAAACCCUAAGAAGGAUGACGAAGGCGUGAUCGCGAAGUUCUCGCAGUCCCAAGUCGUCGUUCGGGGCAAGCAGGCCGCAAACGACGCCGCAUUCGUCACUAAGAAGCUCAUGAAGAGCACCGGCAAGGCCGCUUGGAUCGCCGGCACCACGUUCCUCAUACUGGUUGUGCCAUUGAUCAUCGCCAUGGACCGCGAGCAGCAGCUGAACGAGCUCGAGCUCCAGCAGGCCAACAUCCUCGGCACCUCAGCCCCGCCUCCUAAGUGAGUUGGGCCAGGCCGGGUCGGGUCCGAUACACCGGUACCUUCCCCCUCUUUCAUAACCAUUCUGUAUCGCUUUGGUUUGAGAUUGGUGAACCUUUUUUGGGGAGGGCUUUCUGUGAUGGUUGCGUAAUUUCCUAGGGUUAGUGAGAUUCGAUUCGGAAUUGCAAUAAUUUCGAGAGUUUUAGUGGUUUUUUUUUUUGGGAGAAUGGAAGUUCAAUGAAUUACUGAAAUGCCUGACGGUGCAUUUGUGUGUCUUAUUUGGGCAUGAACAAGUUUAGAGCUGAAUUUGCUUCGAUAUUAGAAAUAUUUUUUGCUGGUUGGCUUAGUGUUUACUAUUCAUAAUAAUCCCUUGUUGUUGUAUGUGCCCUCUUUUGUUUAAUUCAUAGCUUUUAAAAGAA
Messenger RNA from Prunus mume (Japanese apricot), 792 nucleotides. Its product is annotated as mitochondrial import receptor subunit TOM9-2. The record is from RefSeq and is a predicted model, not a curated record. Lineage: Eukaryota; Viridiplantae; Streptophyta; Magnoliopsida; Rosales; Rosaceae. Gene Ontology annotation, biological process: intracellular protein transport. Gene Ontology annotation, cellular component: mitochondrial outer membrane.